AAAUGAAACAUCGUCGGGCGUUCUAUCGCCAACUCAGUGGAUAUUACGCGAUAUCACGACCGACUAGCUCUUCGAAGAAGUCGCAGGAAGAUAGACGCCAGGAUGAACAGAAACAGCCGAAUAACCCCGAUUAUCCGCAGAAUGUCCUUCUUACCAACGGUCGAUUCCCGGUGUCGCUUGACCUGGCCAGACAGUUCACACUCUCAGGCUGUCGUGUCUACUGCGUUGACCCUAUGAAGUUCCAUAUUUGUUGGUUCUCCAGGAUGGUUACUGGAAGCAAAGUGGUGUCCGCCCCGCGCAAAGACCCUCUGGGAUAUGUGCAAGACGUAAAAGAGGCCGUCCAGAACUGGCAGAUAACGUAUAUUAUACCAAUACACGAGGAGGAGUUUUAUUUGGCCGCAUCAGGAGAUCCAGAAAUUCUGGAUAAACUCUACGCUCCGCCUUGGGAAGUUCUCUUACGGCUACACAGUAAAUUGGAUUAUGCGAAGAUGAUGCGCCAAUUUAGACUCGAUGUCCCCGAAUUCUACGUCUGCAAAAACAUGGAUGAAGUUUAUAGCCUUAACCCACAGAAAGAAUGGGCUGUAAAACCCGUCUUCGGCCGGGCAAACACAAAUGUUUAUCACCUGAAACCUGGCCAUCGAAUUCCCCCGAUCGGCAUCAGCGAAGACUGUCAGUAUAUUGCCCAGGAAUGGAUACACGGGAAUCGAUAUUGUUCCUACAGUCUUUUUGACCAUGGGACGCUGAAAGUGCAUGGAGUAUAUCCUGUAUUGGAAACAAUUGACGGUAGCUCCUGCGUUUACUUUCAACCCUGCCACCAUCUCAAAAUCAAUCAAUACGUUGAGCAACUCGCGGCCCACCUAUAUCCAUUACAUGGCCAAAUAGGUCUUGACUUUGUUCAGACUGAAGACAGACUGGUGACAAUUGACAGCAAUCCCCGGGCAACAAGUGGCAUUCAUCUCUGGUCUGGCACUGGAUCGCUCGCCCUGGCAUUCACGCACCGGUUGAAAGAGGAUGUCAUUAGACCGCCACAUGCAUCCUCUGGGGGUGCAAUACACCGUGAGGUAAUUCCCGGGAUGCUGAUGUGGGAACAUAAGAAUGUCACUGUAUCACGGUAUUUGAAGCACAUCUGGAGGCUUAUAAGUGCAAGAGACAUCAUUUGGAACUGGUCGGAUUUAAUGCCAUCCUUGGCCUCACCAUUCCUACUAACGUAUUACUAUGCCCUUUGCAGGCAAUGCAAUCUAACAUUGCCUAAUCUGUUCCAGUGGGACCUGAUAUGGGAGCCACCAAGCAAAGAAUCACUAGAUACGGCUGUGGCGAUGACUAUAGAGGAGGGAGCCGGUGCAUAA
This is a messenger RNA of Aspergillus ochraceoroseus IBT 24754, 1346 nucleotides long. RefSeq lists its product as uncharacterized. The record is from RefSeq and is a predicted model, not a curated record. The annotation marks the transcript as partial. Gene Ontology annotation, molecular function: ATP binding; metal ion binding. NCBI's taxonomy places the organism in Eukaryota, Fungi, Ascomycota, Eurotiomycetes, Eurotiales, Aspergillaceae. The transcript has a single exon.